UUCAAUAAUUGUCGUUGUAUGCGCGAGAGAGCAGCAGCAGUCUGCGUGUGUCGAGUGCAUGCGUGCGCCUCUUCGGCUGUUGAACUGUUGCCUGUUUAUUUCCUUUGCAAGUAACACCGGAUCAAUUGCAGAAAAAUGACCCAAGAAGGCCAGGUCACCCCUCCACCAGUAAUAUGGGCUCAGAGGAGCAAUCUCUUGUUUGUGACAAUCUGUUUAGAGGAUUGUGCAGACCCCACUAUAAAAGUUGAAGCGGACAAAGUUUAUUUUAAAGGUGUUGGAGGGACAGAAAAGAAGUUACAUGAAGUCAUUAUAAAUCUGUACAAAGAAAUCGAUCCAGAUAAGACAGUGCAGAGUCCAAAGGGAAGAAAUUUUGAAUUGGUACUUUACAAAAAAGAAAGUGGUCCUUUUUGGCCAAGACUCACCCAAGAAAACAAAAAGUUCCAUUGGUUGAAGAGUGAUUUCAACAAAUGGCAAGAUGAAGACGAGAGCGACGAAGAGGCUGGAAACAUGAACUCUAAUAGUUUAGAAGAGAUGAUGCGUCAGAUGGGUGGACUUGGUGGUGAAGGUAGUGGUUUUGGUGGUGAGGGUACUGGAAUUGGUGGUGAAUACAAUAUUGACAAGCCUAACUUUGAUGAUUUGGAUAUGGGUGGAGAAGAUGGACCAGACAGUGAUGACGACGAAAUGCCAGACUUAGAAUGAAAACUCUAAAUAUUAUUACUUAUAUCCCAUCAAAGAAGUUGAGACAUGCAAAAGAUUGUUGCAAGUUCAUAAAUAUUAAUUAUUAGAACAUGCGUUUAAAUAUUGAAUUGCAAACAAUUUUUGCAGUUUAAGUGAUGGCCAAGUUGGCACCAGUGAGCCAGUCUCAAAAAAAAAAAAAAAAAAAAAAAAAAAAAAUCCAACAUGUUGAUGAACACCAAUUAAAUAACGGUGUUAACUAACAGUUUACUCACUUUAAAAAAUCCAUCUUUCAUACCUUUGUAAUUCCCGUUAGACUUUAGUUUAUAAACUAAGUUAUAUGGUAAAGCUUUUUUAAUAAUGAUUGAUUAAAUGUGUAAAAUAAA
This is a messenger RNA of Phymastichus coffea, 1061 nucleotides long. It is a transcript of the gene p23, whose product is annotated as prostaglandin E synthase 3. Gene Ontology annotation, cellular component: nucleus; cytosol. The transcript has 3 exons. NCBI's taxonomy places the organism in Eukaryota, Metazoa, Arthropoda, Insecta, Hymenoptera, Eulophidae. Gene Ontology annotation, molecular function: Hsp90 protein binding; protein-folding chaperone binding. The record is from RefSeq and is a predicted model, not a curated record. Gene Ontology annotation, biological process: protein folding; chaperone-mediated protein complex assembly. The coding region runs from base 136 to 699 and encodes 187 amino acids.